Molecule: messenger RNA, 1235 nt
Organism: Gopherus flavomarginatus (Mexican gopher tortoise)
Lineage: Eukaryota; Metazoa; Chordata; Testudines; Testudinidae
Product: glutathione S-transferase-like
Exons: 7
Coding region: 231-899 (222 amino acids)
Biological process (GO): xenobiotic metabolic process; glutathione metabolic process
Molecular function (GO): glutathione transferase activity
Source: RefSeq, a predicted model, not a curated record
GAACAAAACACAGUCUCCCUCCCCCUUGCACUGCUGGGGGAGAGAGACUUUGGAGGGGAGCCAGGGUAAACUGAUCUCCACUGGGACUGGGUGGGAGCCUCUCCUCCUCAUAGGAUCCGAGAGACGAUCCCCUCGGGAGGUGGAGCCGCUCACAGGCUGAAGGCAGCCACAGUUACUGUCUGUGUCUGAGGAGUGCGGCUGGAGUCCAAGGCAACGAGAAAUCUGAAAACAUGGCUGGAAAACCCAAACUGCACUAUACUAAAGGAAGAGGUAAAAUGGAAUCUAUCCGAUGGCUGUUAGCAGCAGCUGGGGUUGAGUUUGAAGAAGAGUUUGUGGAAGCAAAGGAAGACUUGGAAAAGUUACGCAAGGAUGGAGCCCUGCUGUUUCAACAAGUGCCCAUGGUGGAAAUUGAUGGGAUGAAGAUGGUGCAGACCAGAGCCAUUCUCAGCUACAUAGCAGGGAAACACAACCUCUAUGGGCAGGACCUGAGGGAGAGAGCACUGAUUGAUAUGUAUGUGGAAGGAACAACAGAUCUGAUGGGAAUGAUCAUGGCACUCCCUUUCCAACCGCCCGAGGCAAAGGAGAAGAAUUUUGCCUUAAUCAUCGAGAGAGCCACAACCAGAUACUUCCCAGUCUAUGAAAAGGUUUUAAAAGACCAUGGCCAGCAGUUUCUUGUUGGUAACCAAUUUAGCUGGGCGGAUGUCCAUCUGCUUGAGGCCAUUUUAAUGGCAGAAGAAUGCAAGCCUGAUAUACUCUCUCCAUUCCCUCAGUUACAGGCUUUUAAAGGAAGAAUAAGCAACAUCCCCACAAUUAAGAAAUUCUUGCAGCCUGGUAGCCAGAGGAAACCGCCAGCAGAUGACAAGUUCAUUGCACAAGUGAAGAAAAUAUUCAACAUAUAAUCACUGUGUGGUUACUAAAAAUCAUUGCACCUACAGCAUAGUAGCACAGCCAUACUUAAUAUAGCUGUAAACUUCACAUAACUCAAACAUUUUAUGGCCUGAAUAAAACAGGAAGUCAAAUUAGAUGAUAAUGGGCUCUUCUGGCUUUAGUCUGUGAAACUGAGUUUGAAAGUUUUUAGCAAGACAUGUUAAAUGCUAGCAUGCCAAAACAUAACACUUUAAAAAGUCACUGCAAUAGCUAUAACUAGAUUACAAUGUAUUGUAGACUAGAGUAACUUGUUAAAUAAUCUUGUAAUUGGAAGAUACUUUUACUUGAAUAAAACACUCAUUACCUUC